AUGACUCGAGAUGAUGAUAAAUCCAACCAUGCAAAACGUGAUUUAGAAACUCAAAAUGUUGAUACUUUUGUUGACAGAGAGCCAGACUCUAAAAAAAUUCGCCUUCAAGAAAGCAAAAAUAGUAAUAAUUCAAGUGAUCUUUACUUGGAUACUGUAGAUUUUGAUUUUGAAAAAGUAUGUUCAGUUUCUUUGUCAAAUCUAAAUGUUUAUGCCUGUUUAGUAUGUGGCAAAUAUUUUCAAGGACGAGGUCGUAAUUCACAUGCUUAUUUCCAUAGUUUACAUGAAGAUCACCAUGUUUUUAUUAAUUUACAUACUCUCAAAGUAUAUGUAUUACCUGAUGGAUAUGAAGUCAAAGAUUCAUCACUAGAUGAUAUCAAGUAUGUUUUAUAUCCGACGUUUACAAAAGAACAAGUUGCACAAUUGGAUCAAAAUAUUAAACAUUCAUAUGAUUUAAAUAAUAAAAAAUAUUUACCUGGUUUUGUUGGGUUGAAUAAUGUAAAAGCUAAUGACUAUGUUAAUGUAAUAAUACAAGCAUUAGCACAUAUUCCCCCACUUAGAGAUUACUUUAUGUUGCAAAACUUUGAAAAUAAAUCUCAAUUAGUUCAAAGAUUUAGUACACUUGUUAAAAAAAUAUGGAAUCCAAGAGCAUUUAAAGGACAAGUUAGUCCUCAUGAAUUAUUACAAGAAAUAUCAAAUGCAAGUAAUAAACGAUUCAAACUUGCAGAACAAACAGAUCCUCUUGAUUUUCUAUCUUGGUUUCUUAAUACAUUACAUAAAGACUUAUGUGGUACCAAGAAAUCAGAUUCAAGUAUAAUAUAUAAGAUAUUUCAAGGAGAAGUAAAGGUAGAAUCUCAAUUCAUAAUUACAAAAGAUAAUACUGAUGAAAAGAAUCGUCAAUUAUUUGAUGUUGAUAGAGAAAUAUCUUUAAAAAGGACACGAUUUUUGUUUUUAACAUUGGAUUUACCACCACCACCUUUAUUUCAGGAUGAAGUCGAGAAAAAUAUCAUUCCUCAAGUUGCAUUAUCAACAGUGCUUCAAAAAUAUGACGCAGGUGCUUUAAAAAGAUUUCAAUUGAUUAGUUUGCCUAAUUACUUAAUUUUCCAUAUUAAACGUUUCACAAAAAAUAAUUGGGAUCUUGAGAAAAAUCCCACAAUUGUAAACUUUCCUAUUAAAAACAUUGAUAUGAAAGAUUUUCUUGAAAAUCCAGAAUCAGAAAUGUUAGACACACAUUAUGAUUUAAUAGCAAAUAUAUGCCAUGAAGGCAAAGCAGGUAAAAGUAAUGGGAUUUAUAAAGUACAUGUUCAACAUCGUGGUAAAGAACAAUGGUAUCAAAUUCAAGAUUUGAUUGUGGAAGAGAUUAAUGCACAAAUGAUCUUUUUAUCUGAAAGUUAUAUUCAGAAAAAUCCAAAAUCUUUAAAUUUAGAGUAG
Entrophospora candida is the source of this 1428-nucleotide messenger RNA. Lineage: Eukaryota; Fungi; Glomeromycota; Glomeromycetes; Entrophosporales; Entrophosporaceae. The record is from the annotation of a GenBank genome assembly.